This is a messenger RNA of Arabis nemorensis, 444 nucleotides long. The record is from the annotation of a GenBank genome assembly. NCBI's taxonomy places the organism in Eukaryota, Viridiplantae, Streptophyta, Magnoliopsida, Brassicales, Brassicaceae.
AUGACCAAGCUCACGAACGAGAAGAUUUCGCAGUUUAAAGCCGCAAUCUAUCUGCAGAACAUUAAAUUUCACUGUGUAGCAUCAUCAGCUAACCUUUGGGCAUUUAUCUUGGAUUCUGGGACGGGUUACUCUUCUCAAGUUUGUGAUUUGUCCUCAAACUUCUUGCGCAAGAGCUGGAUUAUGGAACAAUGGAAAAAGAACUAUCAUAUUAGUUCAAUAGCUGGUGCAAAUAACGACAAGUCCUUGGUUGUUAUGUCACAAGGUACUAAUUAUACUCAACAAUCAUACAAAAUCACUCGCUCAUUCCCAUACACUUGGAUUAAUAAAAAGUGGAGAGAUGGUUUUCAUGUAACCUCCAUGGCUACCGCGGGGAGUCGUUGGUGCGUUGUAAUGUCCACGAACUCAUGCUAUUCUGACCAGGUACCAAUCUUGAGGCACUUCUAA